Molecule: messenger RNA, 1589 nt
Organism: Limulus polyphemus (Atlantic horseshoe crab)
Lineage: Eukaryota; Metazoa; Arthropoda; Merostomata; Xiphosura; Limulidae
Product: WD repeat-containing protein 18-like
Exons: 11
Coding region: 188-1498 (436 amino acids)
Biological process (GO): DNA-templated DNA replication; rRNA processing
Cellular component (GO): nuclear pre-replicative complex
Molecular function (GO): protein binding
Source: RefSeq, a predicted model, not a curated record
AGAGCGUGGAUAUAAAAUUGAACAUAGUGAUAGGGAACAUUGUUAACUAUUAAUUACUAAGUAGAAGAAAGCAUACAAUUGUGUACUUAACUAAAUUAUAAGUUAACAGCAUAUUAUUCACAAACACAUGAGAACAUUAUAAGAAUUUUGGCUUUGUAUACAGAGAACGGGUUUUGGAACUAUUGCAAUGUCUUCGGUGGUAAUCACAAGUGAUGAAAAUGGCCAGCUUUGUAGUUCUUGUGUGUGGGAUGUAGACACUGGAGCAACUCUUGCAUCGUAUAAAGGUGCAACAUGUGCCACUCGCACUUUGAAUAUGAUUGGUAAUGAGUUCUUGAUUGGUGCCCAAAAAGAUAAGCCUCUUCUUCAUGUCUGGGCAUUACAUAAAAAGGAACAAUUUCAACUACGAAUGGUGUGUCCAGGUCAAGUGUCAGCACUAGUAGUUUCUCCUGAUGCUACUUACUGUGUUGCAGGGAUAGGUGAUAAACUUUACCUUUGGCAGAUUUCAACUGGAAACCUUUUAGUAGUUCUUUCAAGACAUUACCAGAAUGUUACAUGUGUGCGUUUCACUGAUGAUGGAUCCCAUUUUUUGUCAGCUGGAGAAGAUGGUUUAGUUCUUGUCUGGGCACUAUCUAGGGUACUAAUUAAUGAUGAGACUAUUAUUGGUGGAGGACAAAGUCGAAUAGAACCUCGUUAUUUUUGGUCUAAUCAUGCAAUGUCUGUUACUGAUGUUCAUGUUGGAUGUGGAGGAAUCCAAGCACGAGUUGCAACCUGUUCAUUGGACCAGACAUGUAAGCUAUAUGACCUUGCAUCAGGAAACCUUCUGGUGUCUGUAGUAAUGGAUGUGUGUCUGACCUCAGUAACCAUGGAUCCUGCAGAAUAUCAUCUUUUUCUUGGCUCAUCAGGAGGAAAUGUCUAUCAGUUGAAUCUAUACAAAUCUGUAGAAAGAGAUCUGCAUUACAGCACUAAAGCUAAGGAAAGUCUGACCUUCAUUGGACAUAGUAAACAGGUAACAUGUUUAGAUGUUUCUUCUGAUGGGUUGACAUUGCUCUCUGGAUCACGUGACCAAAAUGUAACUUUGUGGCAUAUUCCAAGCAGACAGUGCAUUCGAAAACUUCCACAUAAAGGGGCUGUAACAAAUGCCUUUUUUUCCCAAACUCCAUAUGCAUUGUUUCAAGAGGACACUGUAAGAAAGCUGACUCCUCUUCAAACUUUCAAGAAACACCUGUUUUCAGAAGAAGAUCUUGUUAAUGAAGAAGAGAAUGGAAAAAAUGGAGUGCACAUUAAUCUUCAUCAUCAUCCUGUUCUGCAGGUGAAAGAAUUAAGUCAAGAAGAUAAAGUUUCUCUCAAAAGUCUGGAAAAUGCUGACUCUAGGAUUUCUGCACAAAGCAAUGAAGAACUGAAAGAAGAAGUUGAGCAGCUAAAAAGUGUCAACCACCAGUUGUAUCUUUACUCAGUAACAUCUCUUCUCAAAUCUAAUAUUGCUGAUUAUGAUACAUAAAGAUAUUAAGAAAGGUGUAAUGUACUUUUUAUUUAAGUCUUAUGUACCCAAGUUUCAUGUGUGAUGUAAUAAAAUGGCCAAAUUUCAUCUA